Pangasianodon hypophthalmus (striped catfish) is the source of this 3126-nucleotide messenger RNA. RefSeq names its product galectin-9. Bases 476 to 1420 code for a protein of 314 amino acids. Gene Ontology annotation, molecular function: carbohydrate binding; galactoside binding. Gene Ontology annotation, biological process: negative regulation of CD4-positive, alpha-beta T cell proliferation; negative regulation of type II interferon production; positive regulation of gene expression. Lineage: Eukaryota; Metazoa; Chordata; Actinopteri; Siluriformes; Pangasiidae. Gene Ontology annotation, cellular component: cytosol; nucleus. The transcript has 10 exons. The record is from RefSeq and is a predicted model, not a curated record.
AUAUUUUAUAUAGUGCCUUUCUCAACCUCAAGGUCAAAACAAACGAACAAAAAAAACAGAAUCAGAAAUAACAGAAAUGUUAUAAAACAGGACAAAUAAAGGAAAAAUAAAGAUCACAUACAUAAACCUGAAAUAACUGUUAUUUGAUAGAAUAAACACAAAUUAUAGUGAUAAAAUAAAGCAUGAAUAAACAUCAGAAUCGACAUAAUUGAGGAUAAAGAUUAAGGAUCGAGAUAGAGAUAGAGCCUCAUUUUUGUUGGACAGUAGCCAAAAGUUUGCAAAGAUAAGCUUCUGGUGAACAAUCUGUCAGGACUGGUAGAUGAGGUGGGGUCUAAAGCAUGCAAUAUAUAGCAUGAAACGUCCCGGAUUUCCUGGUUACAGCAGCCUUUUCUAGUAAACUGAAACUUAUACCAACCUACACAAGCACACCACUGUACUCUGCAGUCAGUCUGUGGCUAUUCUGCACUGCAUCACAAUGUCCUGCCAGCAUCCUUACCUGAAACCGAAACUCCCGUUUACGGGCUGUAUCCAAGGAGGCCUGUUUGAAGGGAAGACCGUCACCGUGACAGGACGAGUCCUGGCAGGAGCAGAGAGGUUUUGUGUGAAUUUGCAAUGUGGCACCAAGGCAUCGAGUGAUAUCGCCCUCCAUUUCAACCCACGCUACGUCGGUAACUCGGGUCAUGUGGUGUGUAACACACUACAGAAAUCCUGCUGGGGUUCAGAGCAACGGACCAACCACACCCCACUUCCCAGAGGCUCCGACUUCACCAUCACCUUCCUGGUCAACCGAGACUCCUAUUCGGUGAUCGUAAAUGGAGCCCAUUUCCUGGAGUACUUGCACCGUCUGCCUGUCUCCCGUGUGAAUGCGAUCUCUGUGGACGGAGGUGUAGAUAUCACGUCCAUCACUUUCCAAAACCCGGCUACCUCGUGGGUGGCACAACCCAGCUUUGCACACACGGUGAAGUCUUCUUACGCUUCCCCAGGUGUAUGUGCUACACCUCCUCCGUACAGUCCUCCAUGUGCUUAUGUGCUGCCAUAUAAAACCAUUAUCCAGGGUGGACUUUACCCGGGCAGAGCCAUCACCGUGCAGGGCUGUAUCAACCACAACGCUGACAGGUUCUGCAUCAACCUGCGUUAUAACUCCGGCAUUGCUUUCCACUUCAACCCGCGUUUCAACGAGAACGUAGUGGUGCGCAACAGCCUGAUGAAGGAGUGCUGGGGUCAUGAGGAGAGAAGCGGUGGCAUGCCCUUCUACAGAGGCCAGCAGUUUACGGUGAACAUCACAUGUGACACUCAGUGCUACAGGAUCACGGUGAACGGCAUACAAAUGUUCACCUACAACCACCGUCACUUCCUGCUUCAGCAGAUCGACAUCCUGGAGGUUGAGGGAAACAUCAGUGUCAGUUCUGUCACAGUUUAAGGGCAGAUGGAGGUCAUGGGAAAGGCUUUAAUGGGAGAAGCUGCUGUCCGCUCACACUAAUCAGUUUAUUUUAGAGUUUAAAUUAGAAACUGAUUAUUAUUUACAUUAUUGUUUUUAGGGUACAGUUACAGAAAUCUUAACGGGAAUUCAACUGUAAUAACCGAUUUUAAAAUCAAAUUGGGAUUGUACUGGCUUCUCUAUAUAUCAUAUUUUAAAAAAUGGAAUUUACAGAAGUUUUUUAUACAAUUUUAUAAUUUUAUACGAUGGCACUGUAACACAUCAAACACUUUGCUUAAGUGCAAAACAAAUGCUAGACAUUAACACUACACUCUUUGUACACGGUUUGAAAAUUUGACAACACAUAAUGUUUUAUCUUAAUUUUUCCCUCUAAUUCUAGUUUAUACAUAUUUCUCAGAGCUUGUUAACAUAAUAAAAAGCACAGUGGAGGUGGCAAAACCUAAAUAAAAAAAACAAUAACUACAACCAAACCGAAAACGUUUAUUUUUAGGUCAAAAAUGAUGCAAUUUAUUGAAUUUUGAUGGAAACGAUUUGCUACAAAAUCAAGAUUUACACCCAGUUCCACUUAAUACACAGUGCUGAUUAGGAGAAAAUAUCUCAGAAAUGACCUGUAACCUUGUGUCUUAAGAUAUGUGGCCCAAACGCUUUAAUUGAAACAUACCUACAUAUGAGGUUUAUAACACAUUCAUAAGCAAUAUGUAAAUCUUUUAUAAAGCAAUGCUGGAGAAUUUUAUAAAAAGCUCAUGGUAAAACUCGUUCGUAAUGAUAGUGUGUGUAUCAUGUGAACUGCGUGGAACUGAAGUGGAAUAAAUUGUUACUGCAACUUAAUAGCUCAUUAUUUCAAGAUAUUAUCUCAUUAUUUUGACUUAACACCUCAUUAUUUCCACUUAUUUCAAGAUGUUGUGUUGUUAUUUCAAGUUAUAUCAUUAUUUUGACUUAAUCACUUAUUGUUUUGAUUUAUUAACUCUUUAUUGCAAGAUAUUUCAUUAUUUUGACUUAAUAACUCGUUGUUUCAAGAUAUUAUGCCAUUAUUUCUUCUUAAUGUCUCAUAAUUUCAACCUAAUAACUUGUUAUUUCAAGAUCUAUUGAGUCAUUAUUUCAAGUUAAACUUGUUAUUCUGCUUUUUAACUUAACAGUAACUUGUUAUUUUAAGGUAUUAUGCCAUUAUUUAGACUUAGUAACUUCCUGUUUGAAUAUAUCAUGUCAUUAUUCAACUUAGUAAAUCAUUAUUUCCACUUAAUAACUUGUUAUUUCAAGAUAUCAUGUUGUUAUUUCAAGCUAAAGACACAAUAAUUUUUUUUUUAUUUAAUAGCUUGAUAUUACAAAAUCUUUCAUUUUUUCAACUUAAUAACUCCUUAUUUCAUUAUCUUGUUAUUUUGACAUAUUCAUAAUAUCUUGUUAUUUCAACUUCUAAAGACUGUCAGUAAGACUCAUGUAUUGAAUAUUAGCUUAUAAUUCUUAGCAAUUUAUUUUCUCCAGCUUGUGGUUCAGGGCUUUUAUAAUUCUUGGUCCCAGAUCCUUUUAAAGUUAUGCCUGUGUGAAUAUUCAGUGCUACUUGGACAAAACCCUUUUUUUUUUUUUUUUUUUUUUUAAACUUGUUAAGGUAAUGUUUCAUGAGUGGUAAAGGCCCAAUGAAACAAGAGCUGAUAUAUUAAUAAUGAAUUAAUAAUAAAAGAAGCUUUGCUCGA